GUCUAUUCAUUCGAUGAAUUUAAAAUGAAUUUAUAACACUGAGAAAAACUUUACAAUAACCCUGACACCUACUGACAGUGUAAUUUCCGACAGCAAAUGAAGGCAUCAUCACUGUCUUUCUUCUCUCACAAGUUGAAGCUGAAAUGUUACAAAGUAAACGCAAACAAACAACAAUAUCCGUGCAGAUUCUCCCUUUUAGCGCUGUUGUGGGGACACCAACCAGGUGACGGAGGACACGUUACAUUUUAUAAAUUUAAAAAUGAACUGGCCCUCAGUUAGAGGAAGUGACAUCAAAAUACAGACUCCUUUUGUCUGACGACCUUAUCCGGAGGAAGUGAAGCUCAGAAGAGGCAGCUGCUCAACCGGAGGGGGAAAAAAAAUCUAAAAAAAAAAAAAAAAAAAAAAAAAGCGAAGAGGGAAAAAAACUUAAGUGCUUUGCAGGAAUUUGGACAGAUUUGGAAACUGUGUCCCAAUCGUCCCGGCCCACGGGAGUUCCGGGGAGGGAGACGCAGUCGUCGGCACCGAAAUGAUGGAAGAUUCUCAUUUUAAUUCAUCAUAUUUCUGGUCUCCCGUCCCCACUGUGCCAGGACAGAUUGAGAAUGCCAUGUUCCUGAACAAGGUGAAAGAGCAACAGGAAAAGAAUGCUUCCUUCCCUCCUUCUUCUGCAUCCCACUACCAAACAGCUCUCCUCACCAUCCCCACUCCUGGGGCCAAGACAGAUGGAGGAGGGCAGGCUGGUAGUGCGGCGCACCUCCACCCUCCUCACAGCACCCAGAACAUCACGGUGCUGCCUGUCCCCUCCACAGGCAUCAUGACAGCAGCGGGUCUGGUCAUCACAACUCCUCAGGGAACACUUGUCUCUCCCACCUCCUCUCAGUCCUUCGUCUCCGGUCAUCCAGCAACAACCAUGAUUGUUUCAGCGCUCCAUUCACCAGACAAAAAAGAGGGGGAUGGGACGUCCCACGUUGUUGUGAUGCCGGCACCCUCAAAACGAGGCAGAAAGAAGAAGACCACGCUGUCCAGGGUCGGUCCUGUGGGUGGACCAGGGAAUGAGACGCUGAUACUGGCUCACCUGACAGCUGGCAGUCAGGUGGCGUCUUUACAGCAUCACGGUGGAGACCCAUAUGACCUCUCAAAUGAAGAUGAAGACCAUGGCCCAAAAGAUAGCACUAAGACAUACAGGUGCCGGAUGUGUGCGGCGACCUUCUUCAGUAAGUCUGAUAUGCAGAUCCACUCCAAGUCGCACACAGAGGCCAAACCUCACAAGUGUCCUCACUGCGCCAAGUCAUUCGCCAACUCCAGCUACCUGGCCCAGCACAUCCGCAUCCACAGCGGGGCCAAGCCUUACACCUGCUCCUACUGCCAGAAAUCUUUCAGGCAGCUCAGUCAUUUACAGCAGCACACACGGAAUCACACAGAGUCCAAGCCUCACAAGUGUCCCCAUUGUACCAAGUCAUUUGCCAACUCUAGCUACCUGGCUCAACAUGUCCGCAUCCACACUGGAGUGAAACCCUACACCUGCUCCUACUGCCAAAAGUGUUUCAGACAGCUCAGUCACCUUCAGCAACACAACAGGAUUCACACCGGAGAUCGGCCAUACAAGUGCGCCCAUCCGGGCUGUGAGAAAUCAUUCACGCAGCUCUCAAAUUUACAGUCCCACCGACGUCAGCACAACAAGGACAAGCCCUACAAAUGCUCCAAUUGCAAUAAAGGAUACAUAGAUGCAGCGAGCCUGGAGGUGCACAUGUCCACACACACUGUCAAACACGCCAGGAUCUACUCCUGUGGUCUCUGCAACCGCACUUAUACCUCAGUAAGACAAAUGUCCAUUUCUGAAGAGCAUUUCUACAUGAAACACUAUGAAUCGCCUCACUGGCAACAGACACCUGGCAGCUACUUUACACCGUGUAGUCAUGUGUCCACUGUUUCCCCUCUACCUAUCCUCCCCUCAUCUCAGGAGACGUAUCUGGUGAAACACAUGGAGAAACACAACCCAGACCAGUUGACUGCACCAGCAGUCGCGGCACAACAGAACCAGAACCAAAGCCAGGCCCAGGGCCAGGCUGGGGCUCAGAGCCGGGUAGAGAGCGCAGAUGGAGGAUCGGUCCGGCCCGGGGGAGCUGGGAGCGGAAGAGCGGGAGGAGGCCAACAAGGACAGACCCAAAGCAACUACCCCCAGACAGAAAACAUCCCCUGUCCAUUUGACCUGCACCAGUAUAAAACAGUGUCUGCCAGUGACAUCCAGUACAAACCAGUCAGUGUGGCUGACAUUACUUCCCACAAGGACCUCUGUCUCACUGUGUCAGCAUCCACCAUUCAAGUGGAGCACCUCAACUCUUAGAGGUGGUGAAAGGAGGGAGUUGGGGGGGUGGGGAAGUUAGAAUUAAUUCAAGAAUACAAGAAAUGGAAGAUGGAGAGUCAAAGGAUAAAAGCAAUACUAAGAUGAAACAAGUCAAGAACUUUGGAACACAUGACUGUGCCUGAACGAUGAGGCAGACAGGACAAACGAUACGGUGACACAGUAUACUGAAGGCUAUAAUUUUGUUUUUGUUUUUUUUUGUUUUUUUUGUUUUUUUUAGUUUGUCUCUUAUUUUCUCUCUGCCUUGUUUGAUUUGUUUUUCUUUUACUUAGCUGUCCUGUCUGAGUAGAAAGUGCAUGUUAAGGCUGCAAUAAAGUGUGUUUCACUCCAUCACAGUGAUGGUUUUUACGAUAGGGAAAGAUUCAAAGAGACAGUGCUUUUGUUGUUGUUUUAUCACCUCCCGCUCUUCCCUGCAAAUUCAGCUUUGGCCAUAGCAAUUUAUGGUCUCUCUGUUGAUAAAAUUGGUGGUUAACUGUGAAGGUAAAUUUUUAUACUUUCAUACAGAGACUUUCAGUUUUUACUCAGUGUUAUUACCUUUACUAUGUUGUACAAUACAUGCCUGCAGUUGAUUCUUCUUGACCUUAAAAGGGAUGUAGAGGGUAUUUCUUUUUCAAGAGAGAAAAAAUAUCAAUCAAGUAUAUAUAGAUAUAUACUACCAGUUUAUAAAUAAUGAUUGCGUGUUUAAGGGAUGUGUUUAUCCAUAUAAUCUAUUUAGACCCAUUUGCAGGCCUUCACAUGACCUUCGGGAGAGUGAUGUGCCAGUUCAUGUUUCAUGUAAUCCUAUUGUACUGCUUUGUGUGUAUGUCCUAAAAGUAAUAUCCAAAUGUGUACUUGCUAUUAUACUUCCACAAUAAUGUUUAUAAUAUUUCUUUAUAGACAUACUGACACAUCCGCAAUUUGUGUUUUUUUUCUGCUUAUAAAACAAUAAACCCUCUGAAAUUCUCUCAUUGGCAUUUUUCCCUGUCAGUUUUUGCCAAAUUUAUUUAUUUUUAUUUUUUUGUGCCAUACAUAUACACAUUUGGUUUUAUCUGUCCUGUUGUUUUUAUCCUGAUUCUGAUUCAUCAGCUUAUUUGUUUGGGUGAUUUAUCCUAGAUUUAAAAGCCUAACCAGGGAUGCGGGCCACAAAUUAGCUUCAGCUAGAUGCCCUAUAUACAUCACAUCUGUUGCAUUGCAUAUGUGUAUGUAACAAUGUUAAUCUGCAUGGUCCCUGUUAAAUAAACAAAUAAUUAAAUGA
Molecule: messenger RNA, 3593 nt
Organism: Lates calcarifer (barramundi perch)
Lineage: Eukaryota; Metazoa; Chordata; Actinopteri; Centropomidae
Gene: znf384b
Product: zinc finger protein 384 b
Exons: 10
Coding region: 527-2341 (604 amino acids)
Biological process (GO): regulation of transcription by RNA polymerase II
Molecular function (GO): DNA-binding transcription factor activity, RNA polymerase II-specific; RNA polymerase II cis-regulatory region sequence-specific DNA binding
Source: RefSeq, a predicted model, not a curated record